AUGGGAUUCGGUAUUACAGCACACGCUGCAAAACUCGGUUUGGCGAGUGCUUGGCUCUUUGAGGAUAACGGUGGAAAGGUCGUCAAAGAUGUCGUCAGCGGACACGACGGUGAAAUCAAGGGCACCCUUGAUUGGGUAAAAGACGGCAAGUUCGGCGGCGCAUUGAAAUUCCCGGGCAAAGGCGAUAGCUACGUCCGUGUUGAUCACGAUGAUGUCUUCAAUUCCGAUCCCUACUCGUUUGUCGCGUGGGUCAAAUUGGAAGCCGCCUCGUGGCAAUACAUCGUCUGGCGGAACGGGGAUGUCUGGCCCGAACCAGAAGAUGUCCGUCAUCUUGAUAUAUGGAUCCACGAUGCUGACUACCCGGUGUUUAUGUGGCACGUCAAGGGAAAUGUCGGACGUAUUGACGGUAAAACUAUCAUUGCCGAUGGCAAGUGGCAUCAUAUCGCUAAAAUCUAUGAUGGCAAAAACGUUCAGAUGUUCGUUGAUGGGAAAUUGGAUGGCGAGAACCCAAGCGGUGGGACGUUGGAUACAAGUAAAUCGCCGAUCUGGAUAGGUGCGCGACCCGGCAACGUUGCAGCAACAGGACUCUUUGACGAAGUCGGAUUCUUCACUGAAGCACUCUCUGAAGACGAACUCAACGAUGUCAUGGAUAGCGGGGGCAGGUCUUGUGCCUGCCUUACGCACUGUGCCAUAGAAGAAACGGAGAAACAGAUUAUGCAAAUGCACGUAGGCGGAGAAUGGAUUGACAAAUCCAAUAAAAUUGAUGUACUGAGUCCGUUUGACGGUUCGGUGGUUGAUACUGUCCCCAGAGGGGAUGCAAGCGAUGUUGAAACCGCUAUUCAGACCGCAGAACGCGGCGCAAAGAUCAUGGCUGGACUGACCGGCUAUGAACGCUAUGAGAUUCUGCGGAAAGUUGCGGAUUUGAUGGUGGAACGCGCAGGCGAACUUGCCGAGGUUAUCACCCGCGAGGAAGGCAAAAUCCUUGCUGAGGCGACGGUUGAAGCUACCCGUGCUUCUGAAAUUAUUGCCCUCUCAGCAGAGGAAGCAAAAGCGAUUAACCGGCGAAACGAUUCCGCUUGA
Messenger RNA from Geodia barretti, 1080 nucleotides. The record is from the annotation of a GenBank genome assembly. Lineage: Eukaryota; Metazoa; Porifera; Demospongiae; Tetractinellida; Geodiidae.